This is a messenger RNA of Closterium sp. NIES-65, 1917 nucleotides long. NCBI's taxonomy places the organism in Eukaryota, Viridiplantae, Streptophyta, Zygnematophyceae, Desmidiales, Closteriaceae. The record is from the annotation of a GenBank genome assembly.
AUGCGGGGCCGGAUUACAAUGCUGCACAAGCCGACAUCUCCCGCCGCAUCUGCCGCCAAAUCUGCCGGCGCAUCUACCGGCGCCGCUUCUUCAUCUUCACCGGCAGCGCCUGCUGUCGCAGCAAGUACCGCGACCGGUGGUGGGCCACAUGUAACGGCGGGAGCCGUCGCGACAGGGAGCCGCAACGCUACGUUACGAACGACGACACCGAACCGAACCACCUCAUCCCCCUCCUCCUCCUCCUCGUCGCCCACUAUCGCAUUUCCGAAUCUCCAGUCGCCCUACUUCCCGUUUGAAGACGCGGAUUUUCUGGACGCUUUCGAAACCGCCGCGUCGCGGCACAUCGAACUGCGUGACGAGGCGCCUCGACAACCGUCGAUUGACGAACGAGCGGCCGCUCUUCGCGGCGCGUCGUCGAAGCUGCCCGAUCCGGCGGCAGCGGCGGAUGGGAGUUACGAUCUGUCGGUUGCCGAACGGGCGGUUCAACUCUCGUGUCGUCUCACGAAGAAGGUUCAGGCGCAACUGCGGCGAGAGGCGGAAGAUGUAACGCGGUCCAAGCCGGACAAAUCGUACGUUACUGUAGCGGACUGGGGCGUUCAGGCGGUUGUCAGCUGGGUUCUGAAGCAGGCUUAUCCGGGGGAGGUGGUAUCUAUGAUAGCGGAGGAAGACACGAAGCAGCUGACGAAUGACGCGGGAAGCGCGAUUCUCGCGCGGCUCGUCGGCGUAGUUAACGAGUGCCUUGCCGAGGCGCGUCUGGUCGGUAUUGAGCCGCCGGAGCGCCCGCUAGAGGCACCUGAGGUGCUGGAUUUGAUCAAUCGCGGUUCGUCAGAAGGCGGUCCGGUUGGGAGGCACUGGAUAUUAGAUCCUGUGGACGGCACACUUGGAUUCGUUAGGGACGAUCAAUACGCAGUCGCACUGGCGUUACUAGAUUCGGGCAGCUUGAAACUGGGCGUCUUAGGAUGCCCAAAUUUUCCGGUCAGGCCAGAAUGGCUGCGGCAUCCGCACCGCUUUCACCGGAUCACAUCGAAACUUUUCCCGUCCUGCGAUUGGCGGGAGGGAGUGGUGCUGAAAGCGCUCCGGGGUCAUGGCGCCUUCGUCGAGCCGCUCGUAGGAGGCGAUCCCGCAGCAGUAGCCGCCGGGGACGUUCGCCGAACGGAGUGCGGGAGCAGCAGGAUUAGCAGUAGCAGCGGCGGCAGCUACGGUGGCAGUAGUCGCCGUGUGAAGCUGGAUCCGAGUUGGCGCGCAACGAGCACUUCAAACUGCCACGUGUCCGACGUGUGCGAGCCGUGCUGCGCGACAUUCUGCGAGCCGGUUGAGAAGGCGAACUCGAACCAAACGUUCACGGCAGGCCUGGCGGACCUCCUCGGAAUCAGUAACGCUCCUCUCCGCGUGUACAGCAUGGCAAAGUACGCUGCUAUAGCCCGCGGCGACGCAGACAUUUUCAUGAAAUUCGCGCGUAAUGGUUACCAAGAGAAGGUCUGGGACCACGCUGCAGGGGUGGUGAUUGUGGAGGAGGCGGGCGGCGUCGUGACAGAUGCGGGCGGCAAGCCUCUGGAUUUUACCGAAGGCCGUUUUUUGAGCUCACUUGAUAGAGGGAUCGUGGCAUCGAGCAGCUUGGAGCUGCACCAGCAGCUGCUGACGGCAAUUGAUGCAAGCUGGCGAGUGUACCACGGAGGGGAAUUUUCCCCGCAAGACACCAAUACCCUACUGAUGCUACAGCAGCAGGAUCUUAUCCAGGUGGAUGUGCCAUGUGGGAACUCCGCAAGGCCCUUCGAGGGUCCCAACCAAGAGCUGCUGUGGCUGCGUCGCCAGAAGCUGUUUCCAUUGCCUGCUGCUGCUUGCGACUUGCCUGGUCAGAAUGGCCGCGAGUGCUUGCAUGAGGGGAGUGCUCAACAGGAGGGGAACAAUGCUGAUUAG